UAAAGGUGCCUUUUAACCUGUUGACUCUGACCAUUUUAUUCCUGUUCUGCACUGUAUUUAUUGAGUGGGGGGAAACUUCUUCUUAUAGGUAGCAUUUUAGAUUCUGGGGUUAGGCUUCUUAAACUACAGAAUACAGUUGUUGGGUUUUAAUGGUAGUGGUUCAAGUUGUGACCGGGCCAAUAUACAGGCCUAGGCAACUCAGACCGUAGUAACUUUUAGUAGUUCCCCAAGAAUAACACCCCUAUCUGUUUUCAGAGGUCAAAUUCAUGCAAACGUCCCCAGUACUGAGCUGCUACCCCCAGAUAGAUCUGGAAACACGGAGACAUUGGAGUUACUCACACAGAUAAAACUUUGAGUCCAAGUAUAAUCUAACUGUGAAAAUGUUUUAAUAUUUCUUCGCCGCUAUUUGCUGUUUUCUCCACUAGAGUGCCACAAACCACCGCGGCUUUGAAUCAAGUAUACUCUUCUUGACGUCAUUUUCCUGAGACGGAAGUAAAAUAGUAGUCAUUAGAAAUCCCAAUAGUGACACGACAAAUCAAACGCUACUCUAAAAAAAAAUUAUAUGGUAAGCCAAGUGCAUAGCAGAAAUUUGAAGACCUACCUCAUAAACAGAAAGGAUGCACGGCAGAGUGAAGAUUAAAUCUACAGCCCAGCAGGAAGAGGAGAAAAGAAAGGAGAGAGAGAAAAAACUGAAGAUCUAUGUAGCUGCACGAGAUGCCUGUUUUUCUAAGAGGAAAGAGGGUAUUUGGGAUGAUGAGGCUCUCCAGCUGACCCAGCAGCUACUAUCAUCCAAUCCUGACUUUGCAACCCUCUGGAACUACAGAAGAGAGAUCCUAAUGCACUUAGAGACUGUGAAGGACAAGGAUGAAGUGCAAAAGAUUUACGAGGCCGAGUUAUUAUUUCUGGAGUCUUGUCUGAAGGUAAACCCAAAGUCCUAUGGCAGCUGGCAUCACCGAGGUUGGGUCUCAGCCCGCUUGCCUCAACCGAAUUGGGCUAGAGAGCUGAGUCUGUGUGAUCACUGCCUCAGCCUGGAUGACCGCAACUUCCAUUGCUGGGAUUAUCGCCGGAUGGUUGUGGUGAUGUCUGGUGUGCCUGUGGAUCAGGAGUUGGAGUUUACUGAUCGUCUUAUUGGCUCCAACUUCUCCAACUACUCUAGCUGGCACUACCGCAGCACCCUACUGCCACUGCUUCACCUGGAGUCUCCUGAGCACCCCUCACCCUGCCAUGAGCCUCCCCUGACCUCCUCUCCACCUUCUCCACAAAUUCACUCCCAUCGCAUCUGUGAAGAGCAGCUCCUCAAAGAGUAUGAGCUUGUACAGAACGCUUUCUUUACCGACCCCAAUGACCAGAGUGCUUGGUUUUACUAUCGCUGGUUGCUGGGCAGAGCGGAAAGAGAAGAGAUGAUAAGUUGUGUGUAUGUCAGUCGAGAGGAGGAGAGAGUGGCUGUUGCCUUCUCCAGGCCUGUUAAUGUGGCGUCGGUCGGCCUGCUGCUGGUCCUUGACGGUCAGCCCCAGAGAGUGGAAUGGAGGAGUGUCCACCCAUGUUUUAAACACAGCCCUGUCUGGAUUUGCGAUCUUCCUCCUGGAACAAUAAACGACAUCAACAAUGAACAUAAUCUGACCGUGCACUGGACUGAGAAACCCACAAACAGAGACUGUGCUCUGUACACAGGUCGAACUGAGAGUUGGUGUCGGGACUCUGCUACAGAUCAGGAACUUUUCAGGAGCGAGCUUUCAGUAGAGAAGACCUCUGUGUUACAGUCAGAGCUACAAUCAUGCAACCAGCUGCAAGAAUUGGAGCCUCUCAACAAGUGGUGCUUACUGACCAUUAUUCUCCUGAUGAGGGCACUCGACCCUCUAGGAUAUGAAAAGGAGACACUUGCUCAUUUCCAAACACUGAAAGAAGUGGAUUCCAUGCGCUCUGCAUAUUACAGUGACCUCUGCAGCAAGUUCAUGAUCGAAAACACCAUCCUGAAAAUGGAGUAUGCUGAAGUGCGUGUCUUCAGCAUAUCUGAAAAGAAUCUGACCACUUUGUGCCACCUUGACCAGCUUUUAUUGGUUACCCAUAUCAAUCUGUCCUCUAAUCAGCUGCAGCGACUGCCUCCUCAGUUCGCCAUGUUGCAGUGCCUGGAGGUUUUGGAGGCUGAUAACAAUUGCAUAGAAAACCUGGAGGGAGUGUAUCACCUUCUGAAACUGGAGGAAGUCCGCUUGAAGAAUAACAAAAUCUCUACAUUGACAGAUCUUCAGCCGCUGGCCUCCUGUCCCAAGCUGAAGCACCUCGAUCUCCGUGGAAACCCUGUCACUCAGAUGGCCGACAUCGAGCCAGAGAUAGUCAAGCUGUUGCCCUCAGUCACAGACCUUCUGCUCUGAUCAGAUGGAGGGCACAAAUCACUGCCAUCAUUGUCCCAUCGUUCAGUUCUCCUUCACCUUCUCAAGCGUUGUUUGUUUGUGAAAGAGCGAGUGGGUGUCAAUCACAAUGACCUCUGAGGUUCUGAAAGCCUGAUACUUCAGAAUGCUAUGAUAAGUCAGAAUCCUCUCCAUCUAGAAUGUAUGUGUGUGUGUAUGUAUGUGAGAGUGUAAUAACCUAUGGUGCAUUUCUUCAACUGCCUGUACAGAUGCAUGCAGAAACACUCAUACUGGAGUAAAUGAACUGUACUGUAUAUGAGGUGGUAUGCAGCUAUCCUGGCUUAUUGCUUCUGUAAACUUCAAAAUGGUUGAAUGAGAAGAAAAGUUCAUAACCGAUGAUCACAGCAUCACAUAGUUCUCAUACACGUUUUUAAAGGUUAUGUAAACCAUUUAAUAAAUGGCCUAGUACUGUUCCACAGUAAGUCACAGAACCAGUAAUAAAAAAAAAAAAGCACACAUCGUGUCACUGCCUUCCAACAAGCAUAAGUUUUUCUUUUCUUUGAUCACAGAAGAAUAUGAUCAGGAGCCUGCAGUGCAUGCACCAGAAUUUCAAAUCCAUUCU
Molecule: messenger RNA, 2967 nt
Organism: Monopterus albus (swamp eel)
Lineage: Eukaryota; Metazoa; Chordata; Actinopteri; Synbranchiformes; Synbranchidae
Gene: rabggta
Product: Rab geranylgeranyltransferase subunit alpha
Exons: 17
Coding region: 618-2369 (583 amino acids)
Biological process (GO): protein geranylgeranylation
Cellular component (GO): cytoplasm; Rab-protein geranylgeranyltransferase complex
Molecular function (GO): Rab geranylgeranyltransferase activity; zinc ion binding; protein binding
Source: RefSeq, a predicted model, not a curated record